AUGGAAGUCAGGAAUGUCACUGAGUUUGUGCUGCUGGGACUCAGCAGCAACCCUCGGGCCCGGGUGCUGCUCUUUGUGCUGUUCUUGAUGAUUUACGUCUUGACCCUCUUGGGGAACCUGCUGAUGCUGGCAGUGAUCAGCUCUGACGCCCACCUUCGCGCCCCCAUGUACUUCUUCCUGAGACACCUCUCCUUCAUGGAUGCCUUCUAUUCCUCGGUCAUUGUGCCCAGGUUGCUGAGGAGCCUUAUUUCUGAGUGGAAGACUAUAUCCUCCCUUGGGUGUCUCAUUCAGAUCGCCCUGGUCAUAUUUUCUGGGGCCACUGAAGCCUGCCUCCUUUCUGCCAUGGCCUACGACCGGUUCCAGGCUGUGUGCCAUCCGCUGCUGUAUGGGGUCACUAUGAGUGGAAAAGUGUGUUCUGGGAUGGUGGCUCUGUCCUGGGCCAUGGGAAUGAGCGUCAGCCUGACCAACACCCUCCUGCUGGCUCAGGAGCACUUCUGUGGACCAAACCUCAUCCGCAGCUUUGCCUGUGAGCUUCCUCCCGUGCUCUCCUUGGUCUGCUCUGACCCCCGCGCUACUGUCGCCUCCAUCCUCACCACCUUGGUGGUCUUGGGUCUCGGGACUCUUGUCCUCCUGCUGGGAUCCUACAGCCGCAUCAUCACAGCAGCCCUGAGGAUCAACUCGGCCACAGGUCGGACCAAGAUCUUCUCCACAUGCUCUUCUCAUUUCCUUGUAGUCACCAUCUUUUAUGGCUCAGGAGUAUUCAGGUACAUGACGCCAGCAUCCGGCUCAGCCCUAGAGCAAGUGUUAUCUCUGCAGUACAGUGUGGUGACCCCACUGCUGAACCCCCUCAUCUACAGCCUGAAGAACAAGGAGGUGAAGGUGGCUCUGAGGAGGAUGCUGACCCGCAAGUCCAGACGGACCCUGUAG
Messenger RNA from Psammomys obesus (fat sand rat), 927 nucleotides. RefSeq names its product olfactory receptor 8S1 (gene Or5bs1). Gene Ontology annotation, molecular function: olfactory receptor activity; G protein-coupled receptor activity. The transcript is spliced from 2 exons. Lineage: Eukaryota; Metazoa; Chordata; Mammalia; Rodentia; Muridae. Gene Ontology annotation, biological process: G protein-coupled receptor signaling pathway. Gene Ontology annotation, cellular component: membrane. The record is from RefSeq and is a predicted model, not a curated record. Bases 1 to 927 code for a protein of 308 amino acids.